CAUUCCAGAAGCAGAUGUGUGGAUUCACUGCAGGAUCAACUGGUAUUGUGAACUGUGAGUUUUGAGAAGCAGAAUAGAGAAGUGAGCGAGUGAUGGGGCUGUAAACGAAACUGCUCUCAUCACGCGAGGAGGAAGUCGCACCACAAGCACAGAUGGGACUAAGCUAUUGUUUGAAGGCUUCCUGCAGAAAAGAAAGGAUACUAUGAAAAUAAGGUGGCUGACGUAUUGGUUCAGACUUCAAAACACAACCUUGUUCUUCUAUACCAAGAAGAACGGCAGUGCUUCACACUUGAGAGGCAAUUACUACAUUUACACAGUGCAGUCAGUGCGAGAGGUCCAGAGGGCCGACAGCAGCCGCUUCAUGUUUGAGAUUAUCAUGAAAAAUGGAAAGAGAAAAAUGUUGGCUGCAGAGACGGCAGCUCUCAGAAAAGAGUGGGUAGGACAACUGUGGCAAGCCAUGCAUCUCUCUGCCUCUCGGAUCUCAAUGCAGUGCAGCGACGCAGACCUCGAGGAGUGCGAGCAGCCAGACAGACAGAGCAGCAGCACAUCCGUCUGCUCAUACAGCGACGGUGUGAUGGAGUCUCCUCCGGCUCGGCCCCUGUCCGCCCCCAGUCCAUCAACCCACACCCACCGUGAAACCAGGAGCGUCCCCUCGGCCCUCUCCCCUCGUCUCCCCCUCUACCAGGAGCUGAACAGUGAAGAGGCCGUGUACGAAAACACACUAUUAGCCCUGGACUACCGGCAUCAAAAUGGUGACCGCCUCCAAGAUCCUCCGUGGUCCUGUGGGUGGAGUCGUGCACAGGACACACAAGAGGGAGACUAUGAUGUUUUACCACCUAGAAACAAGGUAUGCAAGAUCGACAUUUCAACACAGAUGGACGAGGGCGUGUACGACACUCCUCUGUCUUACAGGAUGUCUACUGGAACCCAGGACCCAGCAGAGGGCAUCUAUGACCUACCAAGGUCUCUUUUGAGGGCGACUCCUGAUCGCACAACAGAUGGGCCGCAUGAGGAGGGAGCGUGCUGGACGAUAUGAUGUCCGGUUUGCAGUCGACCCGUGUUGGACAAGAGGGAACAAUUCUUUGUACAUGAGACUCUUGCAGCUUAACAUUUUCAUCUUUGUGUUUUAAGUUUAAGCAACAAUGUUUUUAUUUAUGCAACUUCACCUUUGCAGGUGAGAUAACGUGCACAACACAACAAAGAGGUUCCACUGUAGUUUUUAUUUCAUCUCCGUCUCUAGAAGCAGAGAACUUCACGGCCAUUUAUAGCUACAGAGAACACACUGUACAGAAAUGUCUACACAUAUGCACUGUGGGUCAGCAACAGCAUCGUUCACAACAGUAAAAUGACUGUCACCUGGUUCACAGUUUAAAAGUAUCCACCACCAACACUGAUAUUGCUGUACUCCACAUUUUGGACUUGUUUUAAUGGGAAUGGCUGUAGUUGAACCCUUUAUGGGUUUAAUGGAAUAUAAAUACACGUCAAGAUACACAAUCUGACGACAAUAAAGUUUAGGCAUGCUAUUAUCCUUUUUAUGAGAACAUUUAUUCAUCGUCUUAAAUUUAUUUGAAUUUUACUUCUCUUUAAAAAAAAAAUUCUGUGGGUAUGAAUAUUGCAGAACCUCUGAAUCUACACAAAUGUAAAGUAAAUGUAGUGAGUGACUGGUCAAAUAGUGGCUGUUUUUUGUUUUGUUUUAACCAUAAACUCUUGAGCUGGUGAAUGCUGUGAAGAUGUUUAUACACAGAAAAUAUUUUCUUCUAAUAUACGCGUCACAUCCAAAAACUACACUCCCUCUACAACACUGCAAUUGCGGAGAAGAAUUAAACAGACGCCCCAUAUCACAUUACAGUACAUACAUAAAGUUGCAGUAAUCAGACAAAAAUAAUAUAGUAGUGCAAAUAUUGAGAUGAAAGGAAAAACAACCAAAAAAAAAAAAGGCCUAUGGUACAAGCAAUGCAUAAAAGUGAUUUGUGCAUCCUUAAUAUGUUUCUUCACAAAAGAAAUCUACUAUAAGAAAAUAAAAAAUAAAAAUUUGGACAUCAAAUUAGCAGAGAAUUAAUCUGCUCCAAUGGGCAGAGGCUUUAGAUUGGAUCAAUUCUGCGAUGUCAUCUUUGUCAGUUAGCAAAACACUAGUAAUCAUUUUUGGUUCAUAGUAGUUAUACACACUCAUGCGACACAAAAAGUCUAAAAAGAAAAAAGGCUGUGGAAGCGCCACUCAGCAAGUUGAUCUAAACUUUAAGGUGUUAUUUUUUUUAUUUGUGUUCACCUUCACUGACGUCUUUGCUUUACAGUUCAAUUAACAACUAACCUUAACUGUUUAGAUCGAUGCAUUGAUGCUACGCAGUCAAUAAACUAUGAUUGAGAACAAAAAGAAGACGCAUAAGUUGAGUAAAGCUGAGUGUAUGUUGUCAGUCUUUUACAGUACAUAUUUCACAUCUCAUCACCACUGUUCUAUUUGAAAAGCAGCAGCAGUGCCAGAGGAGGAAACUGAUGCUUUAUUACUGAUAUCCAAAUUUUGAAUCCGAGUCUUAAGAGCUGGCAAAUUAAAAGUUUCCCCUCAGCCACAUUUUAUCUGGCAAUCGGAUGUUGAACAUGGGAUGUAGUGAUGAGUUCAGAAUGACACUUAACUAUCUGCUUUGUGGCUGGUGGAGCAAGUCCGUCUUACCGCCAACUGGAAAGUUAGUUGAAGUAAAGUGACUCGGAGUUGAGCGUCAUAAUUGGAAUCAGCCCUGGGCUUGGGACUGUUCCCUGAGAAACUCUUCCAGGACGGUGAUGAUGCUGCAGGCUUCAGGCAGGUCGCUGUGCUCCGCCCGGGCAUUCUGCAGCAACACGUCCCCGUUUCCGCAGCCCUGCAGGAACUGGCAGCAGCGGAACAGGGCGUAGUGACUCAUUUCCGCCUGCCGCACAAAUCGCUUCAGGCUGUUCAUAUCCUGGAUGGCCUGGUGGUGGUGGAUAGAGACAGACAGAGACAGAAGAGUUAAUAAUAAUAAUAAAAAAAUCCUUGUUUGAAGAAACCGGAGCAAAGAGUCUAGCUGCGCCGGCCGCUAUGUUAUAUUUAUGUUUAUAUUUGUUUAUUUGAGUGUUUUCCAUGGUUGUGUUGACUUUCCUUUUCCCUGUCUGCCUAAAAUCAGAGGAAGGUUAAGUUUAAAAUAAAAAUGUUUAAAUGUAGUA
Messenger RNA from Scophthalmus maximus (turbot), 3171 nucleotides. RefSeq lists its product as uncharacterized. The record is from RefSeq and is a predicted model, not a curated record. The transcript is spliced from 11 exons. Gene Ontology annotation, molecular function: GTPase activator activity. Bases 203 to 1036 code for a protein of 277 amino acids. Lineage: Eukaryota; Metazoa; Chordata; Actinopteri; Pleuronectiformes; Scophthalmidae.